CAACAAUCUCUUCCAACACUGUAGCACUGUUCCAACAUGGAGGCUGGAUUCCGCUCCCGUCCGCUGAUCUUUUGUCUGGCUUUGGCCGCCGUGCUGGGCUUGGUGCUCGGGCUCGGCGAGGACCUGGACCGGCCUCUCAUCGGGCCUCCCGGUUCUCCCAUCCGGCUGGAUGGGUCCGACCCGGGGCUGAAGAAGGCUCUGCAGUUCGCCGAGGAUCACUACAACCGGGGCUCGAACGCCAUGCACCUCCGCAGGAUCAGCCGCUUCGUCUCCGCGAGCAAACAGCUGGUUAAGGGAAUCCGCUACACAAUAACAGUGGAAGUGAGUAAUACUCAGUGCAAGAAAUCCACCAUGCUCCGGACAUGUGACUUCUACCCUCAGGCACCGAAACUCAAGACGGAGCUGUGCAUGUUUGAGGUGUGGGACAUUCCCUGGCAGGGCACUUCGACUCUGCUCAAACAGAAGUGCCAGCCUAAAGUUCAAUACCAAGAGAAAGAGACCAACGAGGUGGAGGAUCUAUCCGUCAAACCACCUAUGGAGGAGUCUGUGGAGCUGCUGGGACAGUUCAAAGAGUUCAUGUUGAAGUACAAUAAGGUCUACAGCAGCCAGGAAGACGUAGACCGUCGUCUGAGCAUCUUCCAUGAGAACCUCAAGACUGCUGAGAAGCUCCAGUCUCUGGAUCAGGGCUCAGCAGAAUACGGAGUCACCAAGUUCAGCGACUUGACCGAGGAAGAGUUUCGCUCUACAUACCUUAACCCGCUCCUGAGCCAGACGAACCUCCAUCGAUCAAUGAAACCAGCCCCUCCUGCCAAAGGUCCCGCCCCUGCCAGCUGGGAUUGGCGGGAUCAUGGAGCCGUCAGUCCUGUGAAGAAUCAGGGCAUGUGUGGAUCCUGCUGGGCCUUUUCUGUCACUGGCAACAUUGAGGGCCAGUGGUUCCUGAAAAAUGGAACUCUGGUGUCACUGUCUGAACAAGAGCUGGUUGACUGUGACGGUUUGGACCAGGCGUGCAAAGGAGGGCUGCCAUCAAACGCUUAUGAAGCCAUCGAGAAGCUGGGUGGCCUGGAGACAGAGUCCGACUACUCCUACACUGGGAAGAAGCAGAACUGUGACUUCGCUACAAAUAAAGUAGCUGUAUACAUCAACAGCUCUGUGGAGCUGUCCAAAGACGAGAAGGAGAUUGCAGCUUGGCUUGCUGAAAAUGGACCAGUCUCUGUGGCUCUGAAUGCCUUUGCAAUGCAGUUCUACAAGAAGGGUGUUUCUCACCCCAUGAAGAUCUUCUGCAACCCAUGGAUGAUUGACCACGCUGUGCUGAUGGUGGGAUAUGGAGAGCGUAAAGGUAUCCCAUUCUGGGCCAUCAAAAACAGCUGGGGGGAGGAUUAUGGAGAGCAGGGUUACUACAACCUAUACAGGGGCUGGAGGCAAUCCAAGCUAACAUUGGGGCGGUAUAACUUGACAACCAAACAGAGACAAACAACCAUUUACACUCAUAUUCACAUGUAUGGGGAAUUUAGAGUGUCCUAUUAACCUAAUGUGCAUGUCUUUGGGCUGUAUCUAUACAACCCGCUGCCGUGGCUGACACGUGUCAGCUACUGUCGUACCACCUCACACCUCCUCUGCAGCUCAGCCUGUGGAAUCAUGUCGCAAGCCACCAAACGCAAACACGUGGUGAAGGAGGUGUACGGGGACUUCGUGACGCCCACAGAGAGUCAGCAGAUAGUGAAAAUCACUAGCAGCCGCGGGAACAACCUCCACGAAGCUGUCACGGCUCAGGGCGAGAUCUUCCUGGUGAGCAUGCCCACCAAGUUCCGCAAGAACCUCUGGAUCAAGAGAGGUGACUAUGUGAUUGUGGAUCCUAUUGACGAAGGAGAGAAGGUGAAGGCAGAGAUCAACUUCAUUCUCUACAAAGAUCACAUUCGGGAUUUAAAGAAACAGAAGCUCUGGCCAGAGGGUUUUAUGGAGGAGUCCUCAGCCCAGGACGAGACAGACAAGGAGAAGGAGACUGUAGGAAAAGACGAGGAAGAGGAGUCUAGCAACUCUGAAGACGACGAGAGCGACCUGUUUGUGAACACCAACCGCUGUAACUACCAGUACAUCGAGAGCGAGGAGGAGGACAGUGAGGAAGAGGAGGAGGAGAAGGAGGUCAAAUAGGGAAGGACAGAAACGGGUUCACAGCAGGAGAACUGAGGACCGGUACAGAGUGAGAGCUGUGGAACUCCUGUGACAGUGUCACUGAGCUGCUGUGAUCACUGCCUGACGCAGGGCUCCUCAGGCUGCAGCUGCCUCUGCUCCUGGUUGACAGAGACACUGGGCUCACAGAGGGAACAUGAACUUACAGAGGACGGACAAAACAAGUCGUGCUUGUAAGUUAAAAGCAAUAAUAACGUUAAUCAAUCAGUAAAUUAUAAAAGAUGGAAAUUCUGUAGGAUAACUUUCUACAGUCAUCUGUCGUUUGUUUACUGACCUCCAGUGGAGGAUUUGCUGGAUUGUUUGUACAUUUUAUAUCCAGGUGAUGUAAAACAUUUUCAGGGCGUUGCUAAUAUAAACGGUUGUAUCUGAUCAGCGUCCUCUGUAGGACAUAAUGAAUAGAAACUCCGAAAUUUCACAUUUAAAAAAGAUUAAUUGUUCAAAAAUGUAUUUACAUUCCUAUUACGUUUGAUGUACUUGUUGACUUGAUUGAUGAGUCUUGAAGCUUACCCUGCCCAGAGGGGCAUGUUAAAGGUUGAAGUUCACCACUACACCAGGCUGCUCAUUCACCAGUUUAUUAAGGGUUGCAGUGGGGGCGGUGGCCAAUCCCACCUGACAUUAGGGGAGAGGUGGGGGACUCCCAGGAGAGGUUGACUGUCAACACAGAGCAAACCCAGACAGACAACAUUCCCUCUCACAUUCCCACGGACAGACAAUAGGAACCAUCACUGGAGGCAUUCAUGUUUUCCUCUUGGUGAUUCUCUGUGCACUCUCAAACCAAGGUACAUAAACUGUGUUAUUGAAUUAGGCAACAUCACUGUCAUGUGCUUCUUUUACUUUACAUUUAUUUGAUUUGGAAAAGGUUUUCUGCCAGGAAGGCUUUAGACAGUCUGCAUGAAGUAGGUUGUGGUAGAUGAAUUAGUCACACACACAGAGAACAUCCAUCCAGGAGACGAGUUCAAAUCUUGUUUAUGUCUUUGUUCAUUUAUUUUAAUCCUAGUUUUUACACUUGUGAGAGCUGUUCAUCCACCUCAACCUGAUCUUUACGUAGACCUUAUCAUCACACCAGAUUUCCUAAAGCCUGGCUGAAAGCCUUUGCCAAUUAAGAUACACCCUAAAGAGUUGCAUCCCUUUCUAACACACAAUAAUUCAUGUACUUUGUGUUUAGAGUCCACAGAGAAAGUUCAAUCUUGACUGGGAUUCACUUUAAAUUAAUUUUCCAAAGAAACAAUCCUCACACUAAAAACUUGCCUUUAACAGCUUUUUAGGUUUUCCACCGAGUGUGGUGAGAAUUCCACACAUUUCCUGUAUUCCCAGUCCUCUGCAGGGUUCUGUUUACAAGUGUACCAUUACUACUACAGAGUCUCCCAAUUAAAAAUGUCAGCAUUUAAUGUCUUCCUGUUUAUUUAAUUGAAAAGAACAAUCACCCUUUGGAAAGAAUUGUGCAGAAGUAAUGCAAGAAUAUAUAUGGAAAUAAACAUAUUCUCCAUGUG
Messenger RNA from Limanda limanda (common dab), 3677 nucleotides. It is a transcript of the gene ctsf, whose product is annotated as cathepsin F. Gene Ontology annotation, molecular function: cysteine-type endopeptidase inhibitor activity; cysteine-type endopeptidase activity; translation initiation factor activity. The record is from RefSeq and is a predicted model, not a curated record. Gene Ontology annotation, cellular component: lysosome. Gene Ontology annotation, biological process: translational initiation. Lineage: Eukaryota; Metazoa; Chordata; Actinopteri; Pleuronectiformes; Pleuronectidae.